Xyrauchen texanus (razorback sucker) is the source of this 3836-nucleotide messenger RNA. RefSeq names its product protein FAM110B-like. Lineage: Eukaryota; Metazoa; Chordata; Actinopteri; Cypriniformes; Catostomidae. The record is from RefSeq and is a predicted model, not a curated record. Bases 737 to 2080 code for a protein of 447 amino acids. The transcript is spliced from 3 exons.
UUCUGUGGCCCAUCAUGGGAAAGAAGCUACUCUCAUAUUUGAACUCAAAUACAUUUAGCUAACAACUAAAUUCAAACGUUACAGUAUUUUAGUUUGUACUUCAAAUAUCUGUGGUCUGCUCUGGAAACUUUCGCGGAAGUGGAGCCAAUGGCGAGCCCUCGAGUGAAGGUCUACUGCAGAUCACAUAUCCUGUGAAGUGAUGAUGAGUCUUUGACUGCUGUUCCGCUCUCUGAAGAAACAAAAUAGCUGGACUGAAGAAAAGAGUCCGGGAUUACUAGAAAAAGAAACUUGGUUUUUAAAGGAGUGUUUUAUAAGUCUGGAGUGUGAGGGAAAAAAGGACUGAGUUGCUCCGGCAGUAUUCCACUAACCUUUCAGCUGCAAGGACUAAGCAUCGUCACUCACUUCAGGAUCUGCCCAGUCCUGGGGUGUCACGACCCUUUAUGACCCCAGCCAACAAGCCACUAUUCAGUGAGCUGGACUAAGGAUAGAGCAGAUAAUAGAGGCAGGAGGCUUGCACAAACAAAAAAGUGAAGCAACAACAGCAGUGGUGUUCAGACUGGUAAGAAAGUUAAAGGGCCCCUUGAAGAUAGGGAAAAAGAGCUGAAAAUAGAAAGAAGAAAGAAAAGUGUGAAUACAAAAGACCUUCUUGGGACUGCUAGGCAUUCUUGAACGCAAAGAAAACUUUGACCCUUAACCUUCAUUUCACCUCUUAAAUUCAUUUUAGUGCUACCCAAUCAUGUCUGUGGAGACCCUUCGUCCCACACAUGGGCGUCAUACUGGGGGUGCUUUUACCUCUGCCAUGCCUUUUCGCAUUCUCAUCAAGGGCCCAGAAUACUUCCGCAGGGCACCUGAGACCGGAACGCGAAAGUUAAGCGCAGUAGAGCGUCUGGAAGCAGACAAGGCUAAGUACGUGAAGAGCCAGCAAGUAGCACUCACUAGACAAGAGCCUGUCAAACCCCCAAUCAUCCGUAAACCACUGCUAUCACCAAGCAUGAUGAUGCAAUGUAGGAUAAACACUCCACCAGCGAAGACGACUACUCGCCGGCUACCUGAUGCAGAAAACAGGGGACCAGUACAAGGAAUAUGCAGGGGACCUCAACUCAAUCUGGAUAUCCUUAAUAAUCUAAUCAAUGUCUGUGAUGGGUCACUUGCAUCCUCCCCUACCCCUUCCUCUCCAUCUCCCUCUGCCUCCUCUCCUUCAUCCGGAGGUCAGAGUGUUGGUAGUGGACUAUCUGCAGAGCCUCAGCAAUGUGUCAACUUCAGAGUACACCAUGCUUCUAAAGAGGCGAACUCCUCUUCGCCUCUUUACAGUCAGCCCUCCCCUGCAGAACCCAGCCGAAGGCCACCACCGGUUCCAGCCAGAGCUCCCCGACUGAUGCCACAAGGUAGUUACGGACCUCCUAACUCUGUAACUGUGCGACGGGUGGAUGUGCGACCGCAGGCAGAGAUACGGAAGCCUCAGAGGUUGCCUCUACAACCCAAACCCAGACAAACCCAAACAGCUCAACCACAGAUAGCUCAGCCACAGGCACCCCCACCACCCACAAAUUCAGCUAAGCACCAGCCUAAGUUUGCUCAGCCUCCAUCCCCCUGCUUGCCCCAGAGCCCCCUACUUCUGCGCUCUUGUGUUUUACCCCCAGCCUCCCCCGCCUUCACCCGUCUCUCCUCAGCCAGCUCACGAGGUUCACAUCCUGGCUCAACACGGAAACACCCCACCCUUCACCGCUCAAAGUCUGACUUGAGUGACAGAUACUCUCGGGCCACAGCCGACCUGGAACGAUUCUUCAACUACUGUGGACUGGAUCCUGAGGAAGUGGAAUGCAUGGGUGGCGUGGAACGUUUUGCCCGAGCCAAUUCGGACAUUGUUUCAGUCUCCAAGCUCCGUAGUGUUAGUACGCCAAGCUCAGACUGUGGUGGGGAUGGACGGAGAGGAGAAGAUGAGGAUGACGAAGAAGAUGAUGGGCCCAUCAAGCCCAGUGAGCGUGUUCCUUAUGGCAUCUCGGUCAUCGAGAGGAACGCACGUGUCAUUAAGUGGCUCUAUGGAAUCCGACAAGCACGGGACACUUCGCAAAACAUGUAGGAUUUUCUCUCUGGCUUUCUACUGACAAGGGAGUACCAGACAAAGACAAUAUAAAUGGGACAGAAAUUUGCAGCAUUGUGUUGAUUAUUCUGUUGAUCACACACAAUAUUUAUUAAGUUCUUGUUGAAGAUGUUUGAACUUGGCUCUGACAAAUAUUUGUUUAAUUUGUUUUUGCUUUACUAUAAGGAUAUUGUUCAUCAAGUUAUUAUCAGAUGUGGCAUACUACAGAAUCUCAGCACUGUGACUUAAAUACAUAUUUUAUUUAAGCAAUAACACUAAUGCUAAAGGCAUUAAAAGAGUGACUGAAUGGAUGAUGUUGAUGUUGAUGAUGAUGAAAGCAGCAGUCGAUCUGCUGUGCUGAUACUGUUCAGGUACAAAGUCUUUAUUAAACGGCAGUGCUGUGGAACUCAUGGCCUAAGCUAAUUUCAGUAGGAACCAUAGGAAAAUCAAGCAGGUACUUUCUAGCUUUAGAAAUCUUUGUAUUGGUUGAAAAAUUGCAGAAUGAUUGAAAGCCAUUUAGGAUAUGUGUUUGUUAUGAGGUAUGAGAUAAUCAUGGUAGGAUGGUCUCAGGGAUGCGCUCAAUAAGCCACAGCUAGAACAAAGAGACAGCCUGCAAAAUACACACACACACACACACACACUUAAACACACUUCUCACUCUAUACACACUUUUGAUCUACAUGUGUCAAAUUCAAGUGUGUCAGAUGUUUCAGUUUAGAUGUUUUUGAAGGUGAGGCUACAAUACUGUGAAGAAUUCAGAGCUUCCAUGGAGGCACUGCUCCUCUGCAAAUAUGGCUGGUAGACUGUUCAUUUUGAAUUUAUGUUUUGAAGUUAAAAAUAUAAGCAUGUAAAACCAUAUUGUCAGCAUGCACACAUGGAUGUACAUCUGCAUCACUUGGCAAAGCACAGUUGCACGAUGUGCAGUCCCAAAACAUGCAUUCCUAAACAAAUAGACGUACAUUCCAUUCAACAUGUUUAUAUAUGAUAUAUGUGGCUUUUGUUGUUUGUGACUGUUCCUUCUGCUUGUCUCUGUGGGUUUAUACAUUCUGAGGAGAAGUGUGUCUUGUUUUAGAUGGAUAAAACAGGUAGAGAAUGAGAAAGCAGAAUGAUCUGGAAGUGUGAUUCAAUGCUCUCAGUGGAAUUAAAGCUGUUAAAUCUAUAUACUGCACAGUUUUGCACUUGAAGUGGAAAAGAAAAGAUUAUCAAAGUGAUAGAAAACUGAAGUUGAUGCAAUCUGUGCACAAUGAAAAGUCAUGAGGCCACACAAAUUUCCCCUUUUGGUAAGAAUGUUUUGCUUUGUUAAAGGCACAAUAAUAUAUAUAUUUGUUUUUCUCUCGGCUGUGCAAUCUAACUAUACAUAAAAAAAAAUAAACACAAAACAUUUCUUGAUUUAAAGACAUUGCUCUGCCAGCACAUUCAGAAAGUAUGCACACAAAGGUACAAACCCUCAAACGGUUCAGUUCAGUAAUCGUUGAAGUAUGACAGAGUAACAUUGUGGCUCUGCUUGUGUUCAGGAGUUCACUGUUGACUCAGUGAGAGAGUCUAAAGCAAAAUCGGUGAUCUGAAGAAGUCAAUAAAGAGAUAAUCUUUUAAAAAAAAUAAAUUUGGGAUUUCUUCUUUCAUUUUAGAUUAGUAUUUUGAGGUUAUUUUUUAGUGCUUUUCAAUAAAUUGCUCAAACCAGUUCACAAUAUGAUCUGAAUUAUUAAUUUGUGAAUCAGUUUGAAUCAAAAUGGUUUUCAAAAAUGCUUAUCCAGUA